Messenger RNA from Phycodurus eques (leafy seadragon), 2952 nucleotides. RefSeq names its product timeless interacting protein (gene tipin). Bases 146 to 2140 code for a protein of 664 amino acids. Gene Ontology annotation, biological process: replication fork arrest; DNA replication checkpoint signaling; DNA damage response. The record is from RefSeq and is a predicted model, not a curated record. Lineage: Eukaryota; Metazoa; Chordata; Actinopteri; Syngnathiformes; Syngnathidae. Gene Ontology annotation, cellular component: replication fork protection complex; nucleus. Gene Ontology annotation, molecular function: DNA binding. The transcript is spliced from 12 exons.
CCACAAGUAGAAGAAGAACGUACCGGAAGUCGCUGUCGGCAUUGUCCGUGUGUUCCGCUCUCUGGACGCUUAUUGCUAAGCUGCCUGGGCGAAGAGCCUUCAUUUUUCCUCGCAGGCGAGUGACAGACGACACAGAACCGCUAUUAUGUCCAAGUCAAAAGCUAAGCAGACCUGCCACGUUGUUGGAUGCUUAGAUCGUCACACAUCAUUACAUCGCCUCCCAGCCAGAGAGGACAUCAGGGCAAAGUGGAUUGAUUUUAUUUACAAUGGAAACAUCCCAGCUUCUGUCAGCAAAAAUCUUGUCGUCUGUGCCAACCACUUCGCGUCUGACUGCUUUAGCAACCUCGGUCAGUAUAAAGCUGGACUGGCCAUGAGACUAUAUAUAAAAGAUGGAUCGAUACCAACUGUCCGUGGCAAAGAUACAGAUGAGGGAACUGCAACAAAGUCUGCACUGGCUGCUGUGGUACAUCAUGUGGCUUGCCAGACGGACCCCCCAGCCACACGCCGAGUCGGCACACAGCUUUCCAUGCAAACUCUUCAACGUAACUUCAAAAGUACAGGCUCGCUGGAAUCACCGUCUCGCACUGGCAUUGGUCUCAGAAGCUCAACCGUUGCUUCCUCAAGACCAUGUAAAAGAGCUCGCUUGGAACUGGAGGAGGAUGAGGAGAACUUACGAGAGGGCAGCUCAUCGAUGGACAUUCCAGACCCAAUGGAUCCUUCCUCUGAGGAACCUAUCACAGUUUUUUCUGAGUCAGCAAAUGUGAAGCUAGAUUCUUCCGGUCCUGUUCAUAAGAUGGCAGCAUAUAUUGUCCACGAAAGGUGCCUCCUGGAGCUGUUUGCGGUGUGCCCUGAGUGUCAGCAGGUUACAGAUGUGCAGAGAAGAAGCAGAGGCACAUUCCUCUCUGUAAAACAGCAGUGCACGCACUGUCACUUCUCCAGAAAAUGGAAUAGUCAGCCAAUUAUUGGUGACACACCUGUGGGGAACCUCCAGCUUUCAGCUGCAGUGUAUACUACAGGCUCAUCUUUCUUCAACCUUAAAAAGAUCUUCCGGGCAAUGCAGCUGAAGAUGUUUCCGUAUGACACCUUUCGACGACACGCACGCAUGUACAUCGAACCUGCUAUCAUACACAAAUGGAACACUGUGCAGGAUGGCAUGUUGCAGCACCUUAGUCAACAUAAGAAUGUCAUCCUAGGUGGUGACUUACUCCUUACGCCUGACUCACCAGGUCAUCCUGCCAAGUUUGGCAGCUACUCAAUGAUGGACCUUAGAAGCAACACUAUUAUUGAUGUGCAGUUGGUUCAGAGCAGUGAAGUAGGUGGAAGCAAACACAUGGAGAAAGAGGGUCUAAAGAGGAGCCUUGCUGUGUUGGAAGAGCGUGGUGUGACUCUGCAAAGUAUUGUCACAGGUUGUCACCCUGAGAUUGAGAAAUUCCUCGGGGAGGCGAACAUCACACAUUACUAUGAUGUCUGGCACAUGGAAAAAGGACUGUCCAAGAAGCUGGGGAAGAUUGCAGAGAAAAAAGAAUGUGAGAAACUGAGCAAGUGGCUUUGCAGCAUAAAGAAUCACCUCUACUUGACAGCAGCCUCUUCUCCGUUUGGGCCAGAAAGAGUGGCAAAGUGGACCUCAAUACUUAAUCACGUACAAGACAUCCACACCCAUGAAGAUCCUGUUUUCCCUCAGUGUUUGCAUCCACAACACACCUCUACGGACAAGAGCAAAUGGUUGACAGCAGGAACGCCAGUCUUCUGUAGAUUGGAAAAAGUGUUGACCAAUGAGAGAGUUCUGAAAGAUGUGCAAAAGCUGAGCCCUCACUACCAGACAUCAUCCCUGGAGGCUUUUCACAACGUCAUUCUGUGUUUUGCACCCAAGAAUGUUUUCUUUCCUUUUCUAGGAAUGUUAUGCAGACUCUACCUCGCGGCAUUGCACUUCAAUGAAAAUGCUGGGCGCCUCCAAGCAACAUCAGCUGUUGAGGAAGGGGAAUGCACAACUGAACCAGAUUAUGUCGAGGAACUGUUAGACCUAAUUUUUGAUAAGGUGUUGCCAAAUCCUGCCGCAUACUUGGAUGAGGUCCUAAAGAUCCCGAUUCCACAAGGCCUAUCCACUCAGUUUGAUCGACGUGAUCCACAGGAAGUAACCUAAGUUUUGCGGUUCAACUACGGACAGGUCUGAAUUCCCACAUACUGUCCGUGGGCAUCGGGGCAUUCUCUUUGUCUGUAGAAGCACGCAGGAAGGAAUUACCACCUUGAUCCCCCAACCCAACACCAACUUGGAAACAUCCUAUUGGCAAGAUAUCUGUAACAGCUGUGACAAAUUAUCCAUUUACACUCUUAAAUAAAAACAAAAACUAACCUAAUAAAAAAAAACAAAAAAAAAAACUUAGUCAUGUUUUCUUUGCAUGGUGAGAGCUUUGUGUUAAUGUGGCGUUUUUGUAACUAUAUUUGAUGAUCGUUUUGUGUGCUUUUACACUGUAUUUGUAUAGCGUAUUGUAUAUGUGACCAAGUGACUAGCUUUGAAGCUGAACAGUAAUUCGGAAUUCAUUAUACUCAGUGAUUCGUUGUGUGGAACCACUUGAGGGAAAGGCAUGUGGGAUCCUUGUAGUGGUGUGCGAAAGAAUCACCGAAGUAAAUCUUCACACUGUGAUAAUGUUAGUGUUGUUUUUUUUAAUCCAGUACAGAUUAUUUGUUUAGUACAGUUUGUCUUUAACUUCCAAGUAGAAGACAUUUGCAUUUAUUCUUUUAGAACUGUUUGUUUUCAAACAGUGAUGUAGGCACAAUUUUUUUUAACUUGUGUGCAAUAUAUUUUAAAUGAAUUAUGUUACUUCCCCCCCUAUAUUUAAGCACUGUCUUUGUUCAAACUGCUUCAUGUUAUGUGCUUACAAUAACAUUAAAUAUACUGUUUACCUACUAAAUCCCCUACCUCCUUUUUACACACUUGGGCCUACUAUUGAUUGA